AGUUCCAUGAUAAUUGACCAGUUAUACUACGUAAUACCAAUUUCGGGAUUACGUUAAAUGAGACCCCGUUAGUGCGCAUGCGCUAAUCAGCAAUUCGUUAGUCGCGUGUUAUUUGAGCGAAAGGACCCCUUUCUGGCUCAAGAAAUCAGAUUUAUUAUCCACGCAAUCCCCGAAAUUCAAAGGUAAAAAACGUUAUUAGUUUCACCCUUGACAUUUACUGAUAACUUGAGACGCUUAUUUUUUAUAAAUCACGCCCUUCUGAAGUGAUAUUUUAUCGAUAGAAUUGUAAUGUCUCAAAUGGAUAGCAGCACUGCUGCGUUUCCUCCGUCCGCGCUUUCACCCCAGGCCCCGCCUGGUAGCGCAGGAGCCACGGGCUCCGACGGAAAGAAAAAAUUACCCAACUCCAGUGGCAAAGUCACGGCUGGCAAAGUCAGCAAGAGUGGGCCGGGGAAAGCUAAAAGUAAAACAAAGUCGGACUCGGAGCCAAAGGCAAUGAGCGAGAAAAAUCAAGAAGUGGAAUCAACGGUUCCAUUUUCUACUUUUAAUAACAGACUUGAUAAAAUGGAAGCGCUUCUUGCGCGAGUGGUUGAGGCGUUGCCCGCUACUAAUGCUACGGCUGUCACCGGCAGCUCACACCCGUCUUCGUCUCGCGGCCCCACCGGGGCUACCGGCGGGGAAGACUAUGUGCAACGGCCUCCGUUCGACCACGGGAAUGACAUACCGCCCACCGGGCUCAUGGAUUUUUACGGUCUACCCGCGGAUGCAACCGAAGCGGGCGCCGUCUCGGAGGAAGAGAAUUUUGACUCAGACAUGCCUCAACCUGAUAACUUUGUCAUUCCCUCGAUCGCCGCAAAAUUCGCAAUGGCGUCGGAUAUCGGAGAUCCUAUUGAGGAGGAGAUAGCCCAAUCUACUUCAUAUCUCAUGACACACCAAUUGGAGGGGAAAGUUCUUGAUGAAGUUACUGCAAAAUACCCAGCUCCAAGCAAUUGUCAGAUUAUAGAGGCACCAAAGGUGAACCCUGUGAUAUGGGACAAUCUACCUCCGAUGACAAAAAGCCGUGACUUGAAGUUACAGCGAGUUCAGAAAUCACUCACUCAUGGCAUCAAUGCAUUUGCCCGCUCCGUUUCUACGGGCGGUAUAACUGAUACACAGCAAGAUGCUUUGGCGUUGAUUUGUAACGCUAACUUUGAACUGAACUGCCUGCGAAAAGAGCUCAUAAAACCUGACUUGAAUGCAAGGUUUACGCAUCUGUGCAAACCUACUCUGCCAGCUACUAGACUUUUGUUUGGUGAUGAUCUUGGAAAGCAGGUGAAGGAUCUCAAAGAUCAGCAACUGGCAGCGGCCGGUGUAAUGAGGGACAAAUUCAAAAACCGCUUUGCUUCGCAUCCCUAUCGGGGACGUGGCUACAAUGCACCGGGGCACCGCUGGGGCUCACAGAGCCAAUCCCGCUGGUAUAGCAGGCCAAUGUCAGGAUCGCAGGGUGGCCCUUUUUUAGGGUACAGACAGAACAGGAGGGGCAGACAGCCUCCGUACACUCAGUCUCAGGCUCCGAACCAGCCUCAAAUGCAAGCGCCAGGUGCCCAGAGGGGUCCCAUGGGCCAGCAGAGGAGGAAGUAGAACUCCCAAGACCAAGUCACGACAAGGUGCUGCGCCAGCCACUAGAAAGUAAAGGUUUGAGUGCAAGAGCUAUCAAUGUAAUAGCAGCAUCGUGGCGAGCAUCAACGACAAAGAACUAUGCCGUUUACAUAAGGAAAUGGAAGACAUACUGCCAUAAAAAAGGCUUGAACUAUCUCCAGGCGAGAUCCAAUGAUGUAAUUGAUUUUUUGUCAGAACUCUUUGAAAGUGAAAGAGCUAGUUAUAGUGUUAUAAAUUCUGCACGCAGCGCCUUGUCUGCAUUCCUAGUACUUGAGGAUUCGUCAUGUACAGUUGGAACUCAUCCUCUUAUUAGUCGUUUUUGUAAAGGAGCUUUUCAAUUGCGCCCUCCAGCGCCAAGAUAUAAGGAGAUUUGGGAUGUGAACAUAGUGUUUAAUUAUCUACGGAAGUGGGCACCAGCGAAUUCGCUCACGCUAAAAACUCUGACUAUGAAACUUUGCACACUUAUGGCGCU
Messenger RNA from Strongylocentrotus purpuratus (purple sea urchin), 2107 nucleotides. RefSeq lists its product as uncharacterized. The transcript has 2 exons. The record is from RefSeq and is a predicted model, not a curated record. The coding region runs from base 289 to 1617 and encodes 442 amino acids. NCBI's taxonomy places the organism in Eukaryota, Metazoa, Echinodermata, Echinoidea, Camarodonta, Strongylocentrotidae.